CCGAGUAUUCCUCAACAUAACUACCAUUAUUUCAACAACAAAGCUGUACAACAACAAUAACAAAACAAUAGAAAAUGGGGCAGACAGUUUCUCAUCAAUAUGGAGGUAUUUAUAGCCCGGAUCCGCAAAUGACGUAUUGUCCAAAAUGCGACCAAUAUACCCUCACCAGAGUUAAUUAUGUUAUGGGUCCCGUGGCAUGGUAUACGGUCAUUGUGUUCACUCUUGUUAAUCCGUUUGUCUGCUGCAUUUUCUUUCCAUGCAUUUUUUUGCCGUUCGUUACUAAUUGUUGGAAGGAUGCUCAACAUCAUUGUAGUGUAUGCAAUUUGUAUCUUGGCAAAUUUGUACGUCAACUGGAAAACCGUAGAUAUGGAGGGACAACUGUUGUGGUUCAUCAACCUCCGAUUCCUCCUCGUCAGCCUCCUCAACCUCAAGUUCAACCUGUUAUACUUGCUUCUGCUCCUCCAAUUCAAGCUUAUACUCCGCCAACAAGUCCGCCGCCGUAUCCGCCAACUAGUCCGCCGCCGUAUCCACGAUAAGAAUAAAAAGGACGAACGUAGGGAUAGAGUAGAUAAACAUUGUUGUUGUAGUUGUGUUUUUCUCUUAAAAUAAUAUAUACAAGCUCUAAUGUUUUUCCG
Molecule: messenger RNA, 635 nt
Organism: Meloidogyne enterolobii
Lineage: Eukaryota; Metazoa; Nematoda; Chromadorea; Rhabditida; Meloidogynidae
Source: the annotation of a GenBank genome assembly